Messenger RNA from Mauremys mutica (yellowpond turtle), 4249 nucleotides. It is a transcript of the gene OMP, whose product is annotated as olfactory marker protein. Gene Ontology annotation, biological process: signal transduction; sensory perception of smell. The transcript has a single exon. Gene Ontology annotation, cellular component: cytosol; neuronal cell body; axon. The record is from RefSeq and is a predicted model, not a curated record. Lineage: Eukaryota; Metazoa; Chordata; Testudines; Geoemydidae. Bases 879 to 1358 code for a protein of 159 amino acids.
AGCCAGCUGCGGGGGAGGGGCCGGGGACUAGGAUCCCCGGCCAGGAGCUAUGGGGCCGGACAGGACGGUGGCCUGUGGGCCAUAGUCUGCCCAUGUCUGCACUAGAGAGACACACUCUGAUCAUCUAAAUGCAGGAUCCCACGAUUGUCCUCCAAGGUGGCAGGACAGACCCAAUGGAACUCAGGCCUAUCCCAUGAUACUCCUAGAACUGUGGAUGUAAAUACUCCCAGCCCAGUCGUAGCGCUUAGCCAUUGUUCUACGUUGUGGGAUGGUUCUGAGUUGUCCCACCCUAGUAGAGGCCCUGGGAGGUUUUACCUCUCACAGGGAGCCACUGCCUUCAGGAGCUUCACAGCAGCUGUAAGGGGGAGCGUGCCCACCCCACUGCUAGACCCCUUCAGUACCAUCAUGCCUCUGGGCAGGGCCACUUUCUCUGCCCCCUUAGCAGGAAGUAGCCUCUGUGCUCAGAGAUGGUUGCCCUGAGAAAUCAGGUGGCCCUUGGAGCUGCUUCCCUGUGUGUCCUGCUGCCCAGCACUGUAACGUGGUGGCCCCGCUGCAAGAGGCCUCAUUUAAAUACAAACAACUGUGCUCUGGCUUGCAUGGGAGCGGUUGUCAAGGAGGUUGUCAGGGAGGCUGACAUCAGAGAUCCUGUCCCUAUAGAUUAUUGUACAGUGGCAGGAUCUGUUCCUCAUCUGCAAAUGAGACAAGAGGGCACCCAGAGGAAACCCUGAGGGCACUUUGCGUCAUUGACCCAGGUUGCCUAGCACCGCUGGGACUGGGGAGGGAGGGCCGAUUGGCUUCGGGUUUGCAUUUUCCCAGGGUGGCCUGUUGAGAGCCAAACAGUGCUGAGAACUGAGCCGGGGAGGAGAGAGGCAGAGGCGAUGGCUGGCGAUGCGUCGGAGCUUGAGCUCCCCCUCGUCCAGGACGUCCAGCUCACCAAGUGCAUGCGGCUGCGGGCGCAGAGCCUCCAGCAGAGGAACGAGCGGCCGCAGGAUGGCGAGAAGCUGCUGCGGCCCAACGAGUACAUCUACCGGGUGGAUUUCGUCCGGCAGCACAACCUGCACUUCCUGCACUGGAAGAUCCAGAUGGAGAAAGCGGGGAAGGUGAUGGUGACGGGCACCUCCCAGCACUGGACGCCCGACCUCACCAACCUCAUGAACAGGCAGCUGCUGGAGCCGGUGGGCAUCUUUUGGAAGAAGCCAGGGACCAAGGAAGUGGAGUGUAACGAGGCAGAUGCCCAGGAGUUCGGGGAAAGGCUGAUGGAGCUGGCCAAGAUCCGCAAGGUGAUGUACUUCCUCCUCUCCUUCACCGAUGGCCUCGACCCAGCCCACCUCAAGUGCUCUGUAGUGUUCAAAGCCUGAUCCAUCUCAUCCUGGGCAGAUCCCUCACCUCUUGCCCCCAGCCGUGUCUCUCUUCAUGUUUCUUUCUCUUCACUUCGAUUCAGUGAUUGGUCAUUUCUUUUAAAGGGACAGCACGACAAAAGAAUUGUGCCCUGUUGAUUUGCAGCCGGCAGUCAUGGUUUGAGAAUAGCCAAGUGACUAUAAUGCUUCCCUGGCUGCCCCCACUGUCCCGGGAGACUUUCCCCAACAGGUUGUGUCUUGUGGCUGAAUGGAGAGAGAGAGGACGGUUGCUUUAGUAGCCUAGAACGCAGUAUUGCACGCUAGUUAGUUCAGCUGUGCAAGGCGAGCUGUUUGACUGGCAGCUUGCCGAGAUGGGGACGAGCUGGCUUGGAAGCUGUGGGGCUGCCUUGAUCAAACCCGACCGACUGCCUUACAUAGACGUUAAAGGUCCAGUGGAAAUAUUGAGGAUCUCUGUCGCACGUCGUCGUGUGGAGUAAGGGAGGUGCCGCAGACCAGCGCUUUGAGCUCCACUCUCAAGGCCAUCAUUUUCAAACGUGUCUGGUGACUUUGGGUACCCGGCUUUCCAAAGGCAGCAUAUUUUCAGAGGGGCUGAGCCUUUGCAGCUCGCGUUGACCUCAGCUGGAGCUGUGGAGCUCAGCACCUCUGAAAAUCAUGCCCCAGGGAGUCUCAAGGUGCCCCUCAUGCCCUCAGCUAAUGCAUCGGAAAUCAAUGGCCACUUUUGCAAAUUUCAGGCCUGCUGGUCAAACUCCAGUGAGGACUUCAGGCUUUGGACCCAUGUUAAUGUCAGCAGCUCAUCUGUUCCCUGCUGCACAGCGAGUAACUCUCAUGGUGCAUUUGCCUUGCUGUGGUACAAAUUGAACUCGGGGACAGUGCGCUGCCUGGGGAUGUUAUGUAUUGAAGACCGUUGGAAGGUCAAUCUGCUGCAGUGUGCCGAGCUAGGAAAGUUAUAGGGGCAAAGCAAAGGUUUCUGAGCAGAGUUUAACCCUUUGUAGCUCUGAGCCAGAUGUGAGUCUUGUGCAGCGCUCAUCCUUUGUAGAGUACAGUCCAGGAAUGUGAUCUCUCCAAGCUCACAUAGAAAUAUAUUGGUUAUUAAUUAUAUACCUAGGGCUGUAAGCUUGCCCAGUGCUUUACAAGCAAUAGAAUAAGAAACUUCUCUCGCACCAAAUUGCUUACAACCUAAGGGACUGUUACUGCGAACACUUCCUGCCAGGCAUAGAGCUUUGUAGGGGUCUGGUGUAUAGGCUACAUGGGUGGAAGCUGGAGACCUGGCUUCUCUUCACAGCACUACCAUUGUGCAGCUUGGUAUGUGAACUUGGGCAAGUCACUGAACUGCUCCGUGCCUCAGUUUCCCCUCUGUGAAAGAGGUGAUGAUAUGGACCCUAUUUUGUAAAGCAGUUUUAAGAGCCACAGAUGAAAAGUGCUAUGGAAAUGCUCAGUACAUGCUACUCUUUGUCCCAUGGUCCUGAACAGGAUUACACCUGAGAGUGUUUUUAGGACAAAGUACUGGUUGUUCCGGAGGUAUAUAUUAUGUCAUUGCAUGAAAAACAAACCCACCUCAGCUCAGUUCUCAAGCUUUGAUCUCACCCACAGUUCAUCCUUAUUUUUAUAGCUGAUUUAUACAAGCUUCCCUGUGCAGGGGAUGGGGAAAGCUCAUUUCUUUGCCAAAGAGAGACUCUGAACCGCAAGGCGACCGUGGAAGCGGCUGGAGUGGCAGCCGCUGCGUACGCAGAAAUGGUGUGGGGCAGGAAGGCAGGCCAAUGUGCCGGAGAGUCACGCAAGCUGGUGAGACAACAUCAGACACAUGCGGAAGAGAGCUCCCUUCACUGCGGUACCAGAGUAAUGCGGUAAAUAACAACAUGGCAGGUGCAUUCUUCUGUGCUGUCACUUUUAUUUGUUCACUUUCUCUGUCUUUGUUUAGAGCCGUUCCCUGAAGAAAUGAGACACCCGGUGAUCAGGAAUUGAAGUUUUUCCUAUUCCCUUUUGUCACAAAAUGUAGCAACUUUGAGCCAGAUUUUGCUCUGGGAUUUUAGCAGCAACCUUCCCCUGAAACCACCCACACACAUCCCAGAGCGGAGUUUGGCUCCUGGCCUGAAGUGCCACAUGGGCCAAUCAGACUGUCCCAGCUCUAGCCAUUACCGAAAUCACUGUUAUGAGUCGUCAGGACACUUUAAUGGUAAUUCAUUGUGUCUCACCGCCUGUGUCGAGUUCAUGCUGCGCUUAUCCUGCUGGGUAUGUAUUUGUGUACAAUGGAAAAUAAAAGCCCUUGAGGAAUGAGGUUGGAUGUGUCUCCCUCUGACCUAAAAUGCCCUGGUCUUACUCACAAUAAAGGAGAACCCAUCAGUCUUCACCCCAUGAUUUUUAGGUGUCUUCCCCCAUACACACACACUGCAAAGCUUAAGAUCUGUAAAACGUAAUAACUUCAUUCCUGGAGUGAGCUGCGUAGCUGGAUAUUUAGCUGCUUGUGUAGCUGUUGAGUGAGAGAGAGAAUUUUCUGAUUCCUCGGUGUAUCUCAGAUCCACAUGACACGGUUUCAGGGAUGGGACGUUAGCCAAUCUCCAUGCCCCUGGAACAGUACCAAUGUCCACUAGCCGAGGGUCUGGCCUCAUUACAGAAACUGACCGUCUGCACAGGGGUGAGCAGAAAGUCCCAAGCACCCCUUAAGUGAUGCACCAGCCUUUCUGCACAGAGAUGGGCUUCACCUGGUUUGUAUGUGGCUCUCAUGACAGGCACAGCUUGAGUCUCCCUCCUUCGGAGUUGGGGAGCCCCCCUGGAGAGAGCCCCGCUCUCCGCCUCCUGUUAGGAAAUGAAAUCCCUGAGUUCUCCCCACCCAGGACCAUUCUUCCCGGUCACAGAUGCCUCAAUUCUUAAUUGGCAUUUACUGUUUUAAAAAA